AUGAUGGAUCGAAAAUCAUCAGUUAAUCCUUUGGCACAAUCACGUAAACCAUCUGAACUCUCUAGCACUGAAGAAUUAUCACAAGGUCAAAAGCCUCUACCUAAAGUCAUCGGUAGAUUAUCCGUAUUCAAGGAUACAGCAUUGUCAUCAGAAAAAAGGAGAUAUUCAGUACAGAAUGCAUCCGGAUCUGGAGCCCUUCCUCCAAGAAACAGUCCACGUGCAACACCAUAUUUGAAUACGCCAGUUACAUCAGCUGGACCAAUACCUGUAUCAUCGACAAUUCCAAGAGCAUCGAUCGCAUGUAUCCCACUGAGUGUUCAGGCUCAAAUUCAACAAAACCAAGCAAUUAAAUCUGAACAACCUUCUAUUGCAAAACCUACACCAUCACCUUUGACAAAAACUUUUGUUACACCUCAAGUAACACCCAGAGCAUCUAUAAGCAAAGUUUCUGAAUCAGAUAUAGAACAUAAUAAAAAACUUAAUCGUCUACCAAAAUCUUUUCAAUGUGAUUGUUGUCAACAUGUUACUGUGACCAGAAUAACAUAUCAUGUUGGUGUUUUAACAUGGCUUAUGGCAGUGUUAAUUUUUCUAUGUGGUGGAGUUCUAGGCUGUUUUCUGAUACCAUUCUUUACAAAUUGUUGUAAAGAUGUUAAACAUGAAUGUCCAUUCUGUGGUACAGAAAUUGGUAUGGUUAAAUGUAUUUAA
Molecule: messenger RNA, 705 nt
Organism: Schistosoma margrebowiei
Lineage: Eukaryota; Metazoa; Platyhelminthes; Trematoda; Strigeidida; Schistosomatidae
Source: the annotation of a GenBank genome assembly